GUUUGUGGUGACCCAUAACUCUUUCGCGCACAAGAUGGCAAGUCGAUUCUGGGGCGGGUCGUCGUCCGAGUCGGGAAGCGACAACGAAAGCUCUGGUUCGGAAGUCGAAGAUGUAAAACUGCAGGCCAACCGCUGGGACGUGGACUCGGAAUCCGAGUCCGACGACGACGUCCGUGUGGUCGUGUCGGCCAAGGACAAGGCGCUGCAAGCGUUGCAGUUGUCGGUCGACUCGAUCAAGCGGUUUUUGAAAAUCCACGACUGGAGCAAGAUCCAAACCGAGUUUGACGCGAUGGCAAAGCAAAUGGACAACGCCAAGGCGAAGCAAGCGAUUGCACAGAACGGAUUCCCCAAGUACUACAUUCGGUGCAUGGCGCAAUUGGAAGACGAGGUCACGGACAAGCUCAAGAACAAAUCGGACAAGAAGAUGAGCAAGGAAAACUCAAAAGCCUUGAUUCGUAUGAAGGGCAAGAUCAAAAAGCACAACGAAUCCAUCGCAAAAGAAUUGGACGCGUAUCGCAAGGACCCGUCGGCGUAUGAAAGCGAAGAAGAAGCGAGUGACGAUAGCGAUGACAGCGACGACGACGAUAGUGACGAAGACGAUGACAGCGAGGACGAAGAUGAUGAAGAUGACGACGACGGAGACGAAGACGAAGCCGACGGGAGCGACGAUGACGAGUCGGAAGAUGAAGACGAUGACGACGAAAGCGACGACUUUGGCGACAGCGACGACUCAUCGAGCUCGUCCAGCGAAGACGAAAAGGCAUUCGGGGAACUGAAAGGGCGUGCUCGCUGGUUGAAGAAGGUCCCAACCACAAACGAAGCGACCAAGAAAACUCGUGUCAAGCCCACGCGCGGCCCCAAAGAAAUUAAGGAGCGUGAAGUGCGCAAGACCGUCGUCGAAGAAGACUUGAAGCUCGGCAAGAAGGGCUUUGACAACAAGAUCAAGGAAGUGAUUGCGCUGCGCGGGAAGCGCGGCACCGACCUCGGCGAACAACUCACAACAUUGCGCAAGCUCGUGAACUACGCGCGCCGCCUUGGCCCCGCUCGUGAAAUCGUUGCCACCAUGCAUAUGGUCGGGACGCAAAUGUUUGACACGAGCUCUAAAAUCGACAAAGUGCUGUCCACACGUCUUUGGAAACUCGUCCACUCCGAUUUGCUCAACAUUCUGGACCUUCUCGAGCGCAACCCUGGCUUCACUUUGGCGCCGUUAACGUCCGAAGAUCAAGCCGACCUCAUCCGUGCGGGUGCUAACAAGAGCAAGGAAGUCGUUGAGGACGAUGAAGACGACUUACCUGGCCAAGAUCACUUGCCUGCUGCCGGUGGCAAGGGUUUGAUCAAAGUGUCUGGCGAUCUCGCGGCCUUUGUCGAGCGUCUGUCUGACGAAUACACAAAGAGCUUGCAGCAGAUGGACCCACACACGACUGAGUACAUUGGUCGGUUGUACGACGAAGCUCUCUUGAGUGGCGUCGCCAAGCGCGUGCAAAACUACUUCAAACGCCAACAAGAUCACGCCCGUGGUGCCGCUGUCGCGCUCAUCCAAGCCGAACUCAUGUACUACAAGCACGAUUCCAUCGCAAAUGCACUGCAUGUGUCGAACGCGAAGCGCGCCAUCUACGGCGAACCGUCGCUCCUCCAUCCUGCGUGUGAAAGCGCGUCGGCCAAGCCGUUGAAGACAUUUGAUGCGACUGUGGUGCACCCUGCGUCGGUUCUAGGCCAGCCCCACGUCGAUGUCCCCGCUGUCGACGUCGAAAAGGACCUCGCUGAGCUGUGCUUGUACGUGUAUAAGCAUGCGGACGACCGGUCCAAGACACGUGCCAUGCUGUGCCACAUUUACCACCACGCGUUGCACGACCGCUUCCACGAAGCUCGUGACUUGCUCUUGAUGUCCCAUUUGCAAGAAACGAUUUUGCACACGGACAUUGCGACGCAAAUCCUGUUCAACCGCAUGAUGGCCCAGCUCGGAUUGUGUGCGUUCCGCCUCGGUCUAAUUUGGGAAGCCCAUGCGUGCUUGAGUGAAAUCUGCACGGGGUCCAAGACCAAGGAACUCCUCGCCCAAGGCAUGGCAUCGUUCCGUCAUCAAGAACGCAAUGCCGAUGAAGAACGCCUCGAGAAGCGCCGCCAGGUUCCGUACCACAUGCACAUCAACUUGGAAUUGCUCGAGGUCGCUCAUUUGACGUCGGCCAUGUUGCUGGAAGUCCCCAACAUGGUCCUCUCGCGCACGCAAGACCGCCGCCGCGUCAUCUCGAAGGCGUUCCGCAAGCUGCUCGAGUUUCACGAUCGCCUGGUGUUUGUUGGACCCCCGGAGAACACGCGCGACCACAUUGUCGCAGCCGCCAAGUUUUUGUCGCAAGGGCAAUGGCAACGCAGCGUCGACCUCAUUUGCGGGUUGCCGGUGUGGGAGCUGCUUCCGGGGAGUGGCACUGCACAAAAGGUCAAGGCGCUUGUCCAACACAAGAUCCAAGUCGAGUCCCUUCGAUCGUACUUGAUGGCGUUCUCGGAAGAAUACGACGCGCUCAACCUCACGCAUCUCUGUGCCAUGUUUGAGCUUGACUCGAAGACCGUGCACUCUGUUGUGUCCAAGAUGAUGAUCAACGAAGAGCUUCAAGGCGCGUGGGACCAAGGGUCUCAGUCGAUCGUGCUGCACAAAGUUGAGCGCACGCGGCUGCAGCAACUUGCGCUUCAGUACAGCGACAAGAUCGGCAUGAUUGUCGAAAACAACGAGCGCAUGCUAGAUUUGCGCGCCGCGUCGGCCAACCUCAGCACCAACCCGAAGGAACACCACGACAACUCGUACCAGCGUCGCAAUGACAACCGCAAGUACGACAACAGCUCCAAGGGAGGCAACCAGACCACCAACUCGUCGUCAUCGCAGUCGUCCGGUGGGGUCCGGGGGAACCAAGGCGGGCGAAAACCCCAGGGUGGCAACGCCGGCAAGUCGUCCAACUAUGCAGGCAAGUCGGCCCAACAAAGGUGGUAGAACGAAAUUUAGAGCGUAUUGUUUGCA
Aphanomyces invadans is the source of this 3004-nucleotide messenger RNA. RefSeq lists its product as hypothetical. The transcript is spliced from 2 exons. Gene Ontology annotation, molecular function: RNA binding; translation initiation factor binding; translation initiation factor activity. Gene Ontology annotation, cellular component: eukaryotic translation initiation factor 3 complex. Lineage: Eukaryota; Oomycota; Saprolegniomycetes; Saprolegniales; Verrucalvaceae. Gene Ontology annotation, biological process: translational initiation. Bases 35 to 2977 code for a protein of 980 amino acids. The record is from RefSeq and is a predicted model, not a curated record.